Molecule: messenger RNA, 192 nt
Organism: Symbiodinium pilosum
Lineage: Eukaryota; Dinophyceae; Suessiales; Symbiodiniaceae
Source: the annotation of a GenBank genome assembly
AUGGCUACUGUGGCGAGGCGCAGGCUGAUACGAGAUCUCAAGAAGCUGCAGUCGGAUCCACCGCAAGGAAUCAGCGCAUCACCAGCAAAGGAUGACAUCAUGAGUUGGACGGCCGUGAUGUUUGGUCCGGACGACACUCCGUGGGAGGGUGGAACGUUCCAGCUUGAGGCCGCCGGAUUUUUGCAAGGUUAG